Messenger RNA from Chionomys nivalis (European snow vole), 2236 nucleotides. RefSeq names its product tetratricopeptide repeat domain 19 (gene Ttc19). Gene Ontology annotation, cellular component: mitochondrial inner membrane. The record is from RefSeq and is a predicted model, not a curated record. Gene Ontology annotation, molecular function: protein binding. Bases 51 to 1151 code for a protein of 366 amino acids. The transcript has 10 exons. NCBI's taxonomy places the organism in Eukaryota, Metazoa, Chordata, Mammalia, Rodentia, Cricetidae. Gene Ontology annotation, biological process: mitochondrial respiratory chain complex III assembly.
GCGUCCCGCGCCAGUCGCGGCUGGUGGUGCGCUGAGGACGCGUCGGAGGCAUGUUCCGGCUGCUGCGCUGGCGUCUGGGCCGGACGCUGCUGCGGGCCGCGGGCCGGCGGUGCGGAGGAUGCGCCGCGCGUCUGCUGCCGGAGCGGGCGGGCGACACGGGGCCGGGCGCCGAGGGGCGGCCGAGCCGAGGCACGCCGGCGCGGGGACAGGGACUGCUGCCACUGUUGGCAGCGCUCGCCUGGUUCUCGCGGCCCGCAGCGGCGGCGGAGCAGUCGGGAGAGGACGAGACAGACGAGGUGGAGGCCGAGAUCAUCCAGUUGCUGAAACGAGCCAAGUUGAGCAUCAUGAAAGAUGAGCCAGAAGCAGCGGAACUAAUUUUGCAUGAUGCUCUUCGCCUUGCGUAUCAGAGUGAUAACAAGAAAGCCAUCUCUUACACUUAUGACUUGAUGGCCAACUUGGCAUUUAUACGUGGGCAACUUGAAAAUGCAGAACAACUUUUUAAAGCAACAAUGAGUUACCUUCUUGGAGGAGGCAUGAAGCAGGAAGACAAUGCAAUAAUUGAGAUUUCUCUGAAGCUGGCCAGUAUCUAUGCCGCUCAGAAUAAACAGGAAUUCGCCCUUGCUGGCUAUGAAUUCUGCAUUUCAACUCUAGAGGAAAAAAUUGAAAGAGAAAAGGAAUUAGCAGAAGAUACUAUGUCAGUGGAAGAGAAAGCCAACACCUACCUUCUCCUUGGCAUGUGCUUGGACUCUUGUGCGCGCUAUCUGCUGUUCUCCAAGCAGCUAUCACAGGCACAAAGAAUGUAUGAGAAAGCCCUGCAGAUUUGUCAAGAAAUACAAGGAGAAAGACACCCACAGACCAUUGUGCUGAUGAGUGACUUGGCUACUACUCUGGAUGCACAGGGCCACUUUGAGGAUGCCUACAUUUAUAUGCAGAAGGCGUCAGAUCUGGCAAGAGAGAUCAAUCACCCUGAGCUGCACAUGGUGCUCAGCAAUCUGGCUGCCAUCUUGAUACACAGAGAACGAUACACACAAGCAAAAGAGAUCUUCCAGGAAGCACUGAAGCAAGCAGAGCUGAAAAGAGAUGAGGUUUCUGUACAGCACAUCAGGGAAGAAUUGGCUGAGCUGUCAAGAAAAAGUAGACUUUUGACUUAAUUUUGUUAAGCUGUGUAAGUUCGUUUUGUUGUAGAGAGGGUAAUCUCUGAUAGCCCAAAGGAGUAACUGUUCUUCCAUGUCUGGAUCUCAAGCAGUGGUGUGAAUCAUUGUUGGAAUUCAGCUUUCUUCAACUCAACCUCACUGAAGGACAAGUAUACACUGCCACUUUUAUUUCUAAAUUUAGUUUACUUUGAGAUGGUCCUCCAACUUGGGAGUCCUUCUGCCUCAGUCCCCCAAGUGCUGGGACUCUGCCUGGCCCUACUUGUGUAAAGUUGCAGCAGCUUCUACCCUGUACUGACAGUAACUUACGAGAGCUUGGUGUGAAGUGCUGCUUCCCAGUGCAGCGUGGGAGAGGCCGUCCAUUUGGUCCGUGAAAACUGUAGACUCUUAGGUGGCCACCUUCUCCACGGUGUGGUCAUUAUACUUUCCCUAAGAUUUUGGUUCCUGCUUUCUCUUCUCUAUCCAUUUCUGGCAAACAAGUUACUUGUCUGAUGGCACAGGAAGAUUUUGGUGAGUUCUUUUAUAGUCUUUUAAUGAAGCAUUGCAAAAUUUAAUCAAUAUGGGGAAGAUAAUAAUUCUAGUUGGCCUCCAGUAAGCAGCAUUCACUUCUGAAGUGGAAAUUAGGCACUUUGUCACCUGUCUGGGCAGUGGGCUUCCUUUACAACCAGUCACACGGUAGUGUCGAGCUGGACCCGGUAACAGUACUGACAGCACUGAUGCAUGCCAUUGGCAGUGUGGAACCACUGACCUGGAUCCUACUUAGCAGCACUGGCUAUUUAGCAAUCUCUGUAUUUACACCUGUUAAGUGGAAAACCAAUUAGAUUCUCUGUCUGAUGACUUGAAUCUACUAUUAGGCAUUAAACUUAGUCACUGCCUCAGAGUACACACAAUUGGAUGCCUUUACCUCGACAGCCUGGCAGAUGUCCAUUGCCUGAGAGAAAAGAUAGGUUUUCUGGGUGCCCUGAAGGAACAGGUGGUUUUGGCAUCCUGGUGGAGGUCGGUGACGUGAGCAGGACUGGCCAAUGGGCUUUUGGUUCCUAUGUUUGUACUGGGAGAAUCUUCAUAAUAAACUAGAGGCUAUACAA